AUGGAAAAGGUGGAACGACAACUUCUUAUUCGCCGUCGCUACCGUGCCAGACAGUCAGAUCGAGUAGCCAUAGACCGUCGUCUGCGACGACUCGAGCAUCGUCUGUCGGCCAGAUCCCGCCGUUGCCGAGCCUUUCCUAUAGCUUUUUCCGCAGCCGUUUCGCCUUUCCCUCAAAUUGGUGCUUCCAUCAUUGGCUCUCCUCCAGCUCCACCUAUCUCAAAUCCAGAAUCUCCAGUCUCGCCUGACUCUCGCCUAUUGGGCCGGCUUCCUGCUACGCCUUGUGAUUCCGGCGACAGGCUCUCUGCUCGCGAGCGAGCUCUGCAAGAGUUGCGUCGUUUGGCCGAAGACGAGAUGGCCCUUGGGGCCGAUUUAGAAGAGGGGGACGAGGAAGAUGAGGUCGGAGGAGUAGAGGAAAGCGAGGACGAUACAGAUGAUUUCUGGGGCUCCAGCUAUCCAAAGGCAAAUACCAUGUCUAUUUUUGGUUGGGGGCCACGUCGGAAUUAUAAUUCUUCUGCGCAUGGUAUGUUUCCAUCUCUACCAUCUCCUCAUGGCGUUCAAUCCGAUCCCGAGGCCCCUGGUAUUUGGAGCCGAUGCUUCUCCCCUGGUUCGCGUAGCCCUGGUGCGUGGUCGAGUCCGGGCAUAUACGGCUCAACUGACAGUCCUCGUCUUCAGGACUCGGCUAACGAUGCGGCAACGGUGGCUGCUGCGGUGGCGGAGGAUGAGACGAAAGAGUGGAAUAUCUUUCCUGAGGGUUAUGAUUACGAGGACGCAGAGCAGACUCGACGUCUUUUGCGCGGAAUAGGGUCCCAUGCCGACAAUGAUGAGGAUGAUGAUGAAAGAGAAGAUGAUGCCGAAAAUCGCUUACAUCUCGGUGGAUUAAUUGGUUCCAGCGCCAGAAAACGUCAUCACUGUCGACAUAGAAAAUCGAGUCCCGGCUCUCCUGUAAACCGAGAGAUUUCAUCCCCCCAAAAUAGGCUUUCUGGUACCCCUAAAAAUAAUGCUUUACGCUCCCGACGUUUUGUCACUUUAGCUAGUGUGUUAGGAAGUGAUAUAUCAAGUUCCUCCUCUUCCUCCUCUUCAUCUGAUGGUAGUUCAGAUGAUGCUGACUACAUCGAUGAGGCAGUUGACGAUGAUGACGAUGAUGGAGAGGACGACGAAGAAGACGAAGAUGAAGCUAGCGUCAUCGCAUCCCUUCGGGAGUUUAUUUGA
Messenger RNA from Protopolystoma xenopodis, 1209 nucleotides. The record is from the annotation of a GenBank genome assembly. NCBI's taxonomy places the organism in Eukaryota, Metazoa, Platyhelminthes, Monogenea, Polystomatidea, Polystomatidae.